Messenger RNA from Galdieria sulphuraria, 1027 nucleotides. RefSeq lists its product as hypothetical. Lineage: Eukaryota; Rhodophyta; Bangiophyceae; Galdieriales; Galdieriaceae. The transcript has 2 exons. The record is from RefSeq and is a predicted model, not a curated record. Bases 147 to 359 code for a protein of 70 amino acids.
GAAAGAAUAGAAAGUGCAAAGAACAGUGAGGCAGAAAAAUGUAUUCCUCCUCCAAAGUUUAUCUCUACUUAUGAUUCCGGAGUAUUGUUAUCCAAUGAAGAAGAUGUUUUCAUUUCUUAGUCGCAACGAUCAAGAGGAUUCACUUGAUGAUUCGUGCAUCUAAAAAUGUCACCGAGUCAAUGGUUACUUCAUCUUUCGAUGAAAUAAAUGAGAGAGUUCUCUCGGCAUAUUUCAAUGCCGCGUAUCUCAUUGGAAUUCCAUUAAAGUGUUUCAACUUAACAGGCAAAGAAGAAGGGAGUGGACGUUCAGAUGUUGGAGCUAAGUACGAAGUAUACCCAUCAAAUUUUAAGCGAGUUUAGAGAUAGUAAGCAUUAGAAAUUGGAGUGUGGAGUAGAUGAUGAAGAUGAUUGUGGACAAAUCCUCUGUCGAUCAAUUGCUUCUCAACCUGCAGGUGGUACUACUACGGAAUGUUUAACUGUUCCAUCUCGUUUUCAGUUGGUUUGUUCGACCAAUUCGUUGGAAACCAUUUUUCGGACUGAAUACCUAUGAACUAUUCGAAAGGAUUUGGCAAAGAAUACUUGCGCUUCAACAGAUUCUGAUAUUGUUUUCAUGGGUACUGCAUUUACAUACUUGUUACAGGAAUUGUUAGGAGAUGAACUGGUCAAAGUUGCAAGACAAGUUUUGUGGAUGGGAACAGAACUAGAAAGGAAUAUAUAAACCCAAGAGUGGAUAUUGGAAUGUUAUAAAAGAUAAAAAAUGUUGUGAAGGAAACGUUGCUGUAUUCAGUUCCUUUUCUUUCUCAUUGGAUUGAAAUUUUGUUCUUGCUCGAGUGAGUCUUUAUAUGACCAUCGAGUUCAUGAAUAUAAUAUGUUUGGAAGUUUUCGCGUCUUUUUUUGUCAGCUCUAAAAUAUAUUUCCUUCGAAGACUUGAUACACGGGACUGAGAGAGAGAGAGGAUAAUAUUGUCAAGAUGUUGUUCUGAUUGCAAAGAGUUUCAGCAAAGUUAAUCUUAUCGUCAUUAUGCAUGU